AUUGGCCCACUGGUUUUGGACGGAAAGAAAAUCGUAGUUUGUGUGCGCAUCCCCUGCCAGGACAGGGAACAGGAGAACCGACGGAGGCACCGACACCACCUCUAACACAACAGCCAUCCAUCCCCCCCCCUCCCCUGUUCUCCUGCCGCCCUAACGGGUCUGAUCGGUCGCUCCCUGCUGGCAGAUACGCGGUCUGCCAUUCCCUGAGGGCGGGCACCGUGUCCGUGUGGAACCUGGCCCGCCGCCGCCGCCGCCGCGCGGGACGUCCCGUCCGCCUGGAGCACAGCCUCUACGGGACCACCGACGUGGCGCUGACCCACGGCCUCAGGCUGUACAUCCUGACGGGCCGCGGCACCACCACCUUCACCGACACGCCCACGCCCGUGUUCCAGACGCUCUUGAUAUACGAUCUGGUGAAGAAGAGUUACCUGAGGAGGAAGACGGGGCUCUACGUGGUCCCCUGUCUGCAGCAGGAGUACAGCCUCCUGGAGGAGGGACGGGUGCUCCUGGGCCUGUCGGAGACCAGGGAUCACCUGAUUCUGUGGGAUCUGGAGUCCGGCUACAUCAAGGAGCGGAUCAAACCCUCCCGCAAGGAGUCCCUUCUCUCCGGCGGCGUCUCGGGAGAGCCACAGCCUCCGGCCACAGCCACCAAAGAGAAAACAAUGAUGCCGUGGGACUUCAGGACGGAGAGCCGGUCCUCCAGGGGCAGGCGGCAGGAGCGGGAGGCCCGGCGGGAGAGAGAGGAGCAGAGCCGGAUCGACAGGGAGAAGUACAACGCCAUCGACCAGUACCUCCUCAGCGGGGACAAGCAGGUGGUGCUGUGCUCCUACUUCGGCCACCACCUCAACGUCUUUGCCAUGGCGUCCCAGCAGCACGUCCACACCCUGGAGGACAGGGCGUCCCAGCUGAGCCUCCGGACGGCGGCCCUGACCCAGUCCGGCGGCUACCUGGUGCUGAGCCACUACAGUCAGACCCAGCGCGUCCCCUACGUCACUCUGUGGGACCUGCGGAAGGGCACCGUGAGAAAGAGGCUGAGAAACGAGCCUGGCGUUUGCUGUUUAGCGGUCACGGACAACGCCAGCAGAGUUGCCUUCGGGGUCGCAGAUAGUAACAAACUGAAGGUUUGGGACCCUUUCAAACGAAAACACAAGUGUAUCUCUGGCUACGGGGACCUGAAGUUCAGCGUGUCGAGCCGGCUUCAUAUGACCGAGGGCGGAGCCAAAGCGUUUCUGCUUUCAGACAAGAUCAGCCUGUGGGAUCUGGACCGUGGGAGCGUCGUGUCCGUGUUCUCACCCGACGCCCGCAUCCAGUGUGUGUCGCCUCUGGGUGGCGGGCUACUGCUGGGCCUCAGCCAGAGUCCCUCCCUCAUCAGCCUCAGACUAACAUCACCGUCCGUCGCCACGGCAACCAGAGACGAAGGGGAUCUGUUUGGAGAGUCAAGCAGCAGUGAGGACGAGGACAACUAAACUUUAAGGGCAGUUUUUCAAAUAUUAAUUUUAAGCUAAAUAAACCGGACCACAGAAAGAAAAGGAGAAAAAAUAUGGUUUGUAAUGCGUACCACGACACCUUCAGUGGAAAACACUUGAAUGGAGACCUGUGUGGAUUCAGGUGACCAUUCUGCGAACACUUGUAUCGCUGUCUGUGCAGUACAUCUGGCGGAGGUCAGCCUUGUGCAAGACAAAAUAGACACUGGCUCAGGUCAGACAUUGGAGUCCCAAUUCAAAAUGUUAUUCAUAUUAAUAUGUUCAUGUUAAGCAGGGAACCAAAAGCCAUGGUCCGUUGAGAGCAUGUGUGAUGUAUUUUGUUAAUAUUAUUUUCAAUGUUAAACUUUGCAACUGUGACAAAUCGUUUCUUUCAACUCUAAUAAAGAAUCCAGAGCCUGAA
This is a messenger RNA of Gadus macrocephalus (Pacific cod), 1884 nucleotides long. RefSeq lists its product as uncharacterized. The transcript has 8 exons. NCBI's taxonomy places the organism in Eukaryota, Metazoa, Chordata, Actinopteri, Gadiformes, Gadidae. The record is from RefSeq and is a predicted model, not a curated record. The coding region runs from base 663 to 1466 and encodes 267 amino acids. Gene Ontology annotation, molecular function: protein binding.